Daktulosphaira vitifoliae (grape phylloxera) is the source of this 1309-nucleotide messenger RNA. Its product is annotated as ras-like GTP-binding protein rhoA. The transcript has 2 exons. Gene Ontology annotation, biological process: small GTPase-mediated signal transduction. Bases 444 to 1190 code for a protein of 248 amino acids. Gene Ontology annotation, molecular function: GTP binding; GTPase activity. Lineage: Eukaryota; Metazoa; Arthropoda; Insecta; Hemiptera; Phylloxeridae. The record is from RefSeq and is a predicted model, not a curated record.
CGUGCACCACUAUGCUGCGUUUUUGUACAGGUUAUCUUGUAGUCAAAAAACAAUUACUUGAAAUGAAGUAUUUGCAUAGCGCAAAAUGAAUUAUAAUUAAUAUAAAUGCAUGUUUCAUUGAAGUAUUAAUUAUAUCGUCAAAAAUACUUUAUUUAGAAAUAGAUAACAAGAAAUCAUAGUGUUGCUAAAAAAUUACAUAUUUUGUAUCUUCCGUGGAAAUAGCGACACUUAUGAUAAGCAUUGAAAUCAGAAUUUUUUAGCACAUCGAUGAAUAUGACUAGAUAAUUAUCAUGGACAUUGCAUUUUUUAUUUAGUUUGUUUUUCUUUAGUUUUUAAUUUUUGUGUAGUUAAUCUAAUAAUACUGUUAAGUGCAAUUUUUAUAACAGAAAAAAAUUGUUACAAUUAUAGAAUAAAACUAUUUUCAAGUGGAUUGGAUCGAGGAAAUGGCUUCAACAGUCAUUAAAAAAAAAGUCGUCAUAGUCGGUGAUGGAGCCAGCGGUAAGACUUCUUUGCUCUUAGUGUUCUUCAAAGACGAAUAUCCUCAAGUGUAUGUUCCUACUGUAUUUGAAAACUUUGUUACACAGAUUGAGGUGAACAAUAAGUUGGUAGAGUUAGCACUAUGGGACACUGCAGGCCAAGACGACUAUGACAGGUUACGAUCGUUGUCGUAUCCCAAUACCGACGUGGUGCUAAUAUGCUACUCAAUAGAAUCUCGUACCUCCCUUAUAAAUGUUGUAUCAAAGUGGGUUCCUGAAGUAAAUUAUUUCUGCCCAGGAGUUCCCAUAAUUCUAGUUGGUAACAAAAAAGAUUUGCGCCAGAAUACACAGAUAGUAAAGACACAUAAGUUAUCGUUGCUAGCAGAAAUUUCAGAAAAAUUUUCAACACCGAUUUAUAAGCCAGACAUAGUCUCAGUAUGUGUCAUAGAACAGAGCAUCGAACAUAAAGACUCUCUUGUAGAAAGCAAUAAGUCACAUAUCGUUAUCGAGAAUUCUUCUGUAAAGAACUUCAGCGAUGAAUUAGAAAAACAAAUGUUGACUUACGAAGAAGGCCUAAGUGUUGCCGAAUCUAUUGAAGCAUUUGCAUUUUUGGAGUGUUCUGCUAAGUCCAGAAUUGGCAUCCGAGAGGUAUUUGAAACGGCAGUAAACGCUUCAGUACGUGAUAAAAAAAAUGCAUCUUGUGCUAUACUUUAAAAGGAAAUGAUACUACUUACAAAUGUCGUAUAUACAUAUAUUUUUUCUUUGUACACUUAUUUAUAAAUAUAUUAUUAUUUUUAACGAAUGCUAGUAAUUUAAUAAAAAGGAAUAUGUAA